AAAAGAGAGUCGCAACCUCUUAUCUUGAAACCUUCUGGAUCUCACUUGAUUCUCGACUUUGGUGAUACUUUCGUACACUUUUGAGCUGGGUGGUGCAAUGAUUCUUUGCGCAAAAGGAUAUCUAGUAGAAUCUACCUUUGAUCACAACUUCCCUGGUUAAAGGCCCGUUUUCCGGGACCUCUUUACGGUCUCACCAUCACCUUCCCUGAGCAUCAUCUGUGUCUUUUCGAAGGUGCUUAUUGGAUUAGUUCUGGACGACGGUCGGCGCACAACGAGCAAAUUCUACGAGAGCAACACCUCCAACUCCAAACCACCCGCCCCGCAACUUUACUGAUUCCAUUGUUCGACUUCCACCCUAUUGUCACCACUUUUGUCACCACGGGUGAGACCCACUUUCAGUCAUCAUGGAGCUUCAAAUAUCUACCGGCCCAUUUCGGAGGAACGGUCCUCGUCCUCUUCUCGACAUGGCUCUUGAUGUCGCAAUCAGAAACAUUCAAGACAUCCCAAGCUUAGGAGACAUGCCUACCCACCUCUUGCAGCCGGUCCUCAGGGCCGUGAAGACCGCCGAGCACCUUCACACCCUCGAGCAGGAGACAGAUGAGCGGAUCUACGAAGUCUCACCAUCUCAUUGGAAGCAUCUUAUCGAGCGCGACUUCAAAACGCUUGCUGCUCAGUAUAGUUGGCAGCCAAAGGACCCAAAGUCUUGGUACAAAGUCUACAAGAAGUACGAGACGGUCUACAACCAACAGCUCGAAGAGGCUACCAAUGCCUUCAUGAAGAAAAUGGAAGAUGUCAAUGGCCAGCGUUCCUCCCGUCAAGCCAAGAUUAUCUCUGUUCCUGAAUCUCGCCGACUGCCUCUUCACUAUUCGCAACGCCAACGCGAGGGUCCCAAAGCCGGCCACUGGUCCUCUCAGCCUCGCCCGAAGAAGACCUUCAUUGCUAAGGCCAAGAGGCAAGUCGCCGCUGAGACCAGUCGUCUGAAGCUCUCCAACCCCGCUGGCCGCAUUCCUGUCAGGCAAAGCCAAAUCAGACAGGCACCAAUUGCCAUGCAGAACGACGCUCGUAUCAAUCGCCAGUUCGACGCCGCUGCCACCAUUGUCAACGCCCCAAUCAGAAAGGCCUCUGACACCACAGCCAGUGAUCGUGACCGCAAAGAACGCGAGAACCGGCUCCUUUCAAUCAAGGGCAAGGGCACCGCCAUCGCCAAACCAGCCAACAUCAUCUCCUUGAGCGAUGAUGAAGACGACCACAUCCCCAGCAAUGGGGGUGACGACCUGUUUGGUGAUGACGAACCCGCCAGUCCUCCCCAGCGUGGAGGCCUGUCUGUGGAGGAACUCGAAGCCGCGGUGGAGAGGGUCGUUUCUCCCAAGAAACAACCCGUCGCCAGACCCCGUGGUCUUCUCUCUGCGACGCCUGGCGCCAUCAAGGCACCCGUGGCGGCCCGCUCGCCACCAAAGUCGUUCACUGGCGAGACCUCGCCUGCACCCGCGCCUGCGGGUGCGGGCAACUCGCCUGCUGUCGGCUCUAGGGGGCCCGCUGCUCCUAUCGUCCGCAAGCGCAAGCCUGUGGAUAUUUUCAUGCGUCCGAGCAAGCGGGUCCCCCGUUAGGGAACGUAGAAGGGAUGGAUUUUGUGGGGGAAUUCGAAUUUUGGGAUUUGCAUGGAAAUCAGCGAGGAUGGUUGGCAUUUUCAACAGGCGUUGAGAUGGUUUUUUAAGCUUGAUACAAGCAGAUAACCGAGAUUAAGCGGUGGUUAUCUGGAAAUUGGUGUACGAUGGAGGGACGAAUGGAAUGAUUUUUACACGGGCAUGACCUAUGCUUAUAUGAUGUGUACGAUGAUCGAUUGAAUGGAUGGGCUUUUAUACGGGGCUUUACUUCUGCUUAUAUAUCGUUUUUAAGUGAUGGGUUUUCCAAGACUCGAAUUACUUCUGAUCAUGU
This is a messenger RNA of Podospora bellae-mahoneyi, 1935 nucleotides long. RefSeq lists its product as uncharacterized. NCBI's taxonomy places the organism in Eukaryota, Fungi, Ascomycota, Sordariomycetes, Sordariales, Podosporaceae. Gene Ontology annotation, cellular component: nucleus; elongin complex. The transcript is spliced from 2 exons. Gene Ontology annotation, biological process: transcription elongation by RNA polymerase II. Bases 405 to 1607 code for a protein of 400 amino acids. The record is from RefSeq and is a predicted model, not a curated record.